Ophidiomyces ophidiicola is the source of this 1599-nucleotide messenger RNA. It is a transcript of the gene NDH51, whose product is annotated as NADH dehydrogenase [ubiquinone] flavoprotein 1, mitochondrial. Lineage: Eukaryota; Fungi; Ascomycota; Eurotiomycetes; Onygenales; Onygenaceae. The transcript has 3 exons. Gene Ontology annotation, molecular function: FMN binding; 4 iron, 4 sulfur cluster binding; NAD binding. The coding region runs from base 1 to 1599 and encodes 532 amino acids. The record is from RefSeq and is a predicted model, not a curated record.
AUGAUUUCCCGGGCAGCGGUGGCUCCCACGGCCCAUUCUAUAUCCCAUCUCUCCUCCCGCGCCCUCUCUUCGACAGCCGCCGCCGCCACUACCACUUCUCGCUUCUCAUCAAAAACAUCAGCACAGCAGCAACCCUCAAAACAACAGCAGCAGCAAUCGCAGCAACCCCAAGUGCUGCAGCAGCGGCAAUAUGCCACUGUGCAAGAUCCAGCUGCAGUACCCCCGCCCAGAGUGCAUGGAGGACUGAAGGAUCAAGAUCGCAUUUUCCAGAAUUUGUAUGGGAGGCAUGGGCCAGAUCUGAAGAGUGCGAUGAAGACUGGAGACUGGUAUAAAACAAAGGAGAUUCUACUUAAGGGUCACGACUGGAUUAUUUCGGAGAUCAAAGCUUCUGGACUACGUGGUAGAGGAGGUGCUGGAUUCCCCUCGGGAUUAAAAUGGUCUUUUAUGAAUUUCAAGGACUGGGACAAGGACUCUCGACCUCGAUAUCUCGUCGUAAAUGCGGAUGAGGGUGAACCGGGCACCUGCAAAGAUCGAGAAAUUAUGCGCAAAGACCCCCACAAACUAGUCGAGGGAUGUCUGGUUGCCGGUCGCGCCAUGAAUGCCACAGCCGCUUAUAUCUACAUCCGUGGAGAGUUCUACAGCGAAGCUACCAUUUUACAACGCGCCAUUAAUGAAGCUUAUGAAGCCGGCUUAAUUGGGAAGAAUGCCUGUGGUUCAGGCUACGAUUUUGAUAUUUACAUUCAUCGUGGAAUGGGUGCUUACAUUUGUGGGGAAGAGACGUCGCUGAUCGAAUCAAUCGAAGGAAAAGCCGGCAAACCUCGAUUAAAGCCUCCAUUCCCUGCAGCAGUUGGCCUUUUUGGUUGCCCUAGUACCGUUACAAAUGUCGAGACUGUUGCCGUUGCACCGACAAUCUGCCGUCGUGGGGGAAAGUGGUUCGCCUCGUUCGGUCGUGAGCGCAACCAGGGUACCAAACUCUUCUGUAUUUCCGGCCAUGUCAACAACCCUUGUACUGUUGAAGAAGAGAUGUCGAUCCCGCUUCGUGAGCUUAUUGACCGCCACUGUGGAGGCGUACGUGGGGGAUGGGACAAUCUUCUAGCCGUCAUUCCUGGUGGAUCAUCGACGCCAAUUCUCCCCAAACACGUCUGCGACGACCAGGUCAUGGACUUUGAUGCCCUUAAGGAUUCCCAAUCUGGCCUUGGAACGGCUGCUGUUAUCGUCAUGGAUAAAUCGACAGACGUUGUUCGCGCCAUUUCUCGUUUAUCCUACUUCUAUAAACAUGAAAGUUGUGGCCAAUGCACACCAUGUCGCGAAGGUAGCACGUGGACAAUGCAAAUAAUGCAACGUUUUGAACGUGGACAAGGCCGCGAGCGUGAGAUUGAUAUGCUUCAAGAACUCACUAAGCAAGUCGAAGGUCACACAAUCUGCGCUCUUGGCGAGGCUUUUGCUUGGCCAAUCCAAGGCUUGAUCCGCCACUUCAGACCUGAACUCGAGGCAAGAAUACAGAAAUAUGCUCAAGCAAAUGGCGGAAAGCCUACAUUUGCAGGUGGCUGGGACCAUUCGGCUCGGGAUGCCGGCAAACUCAUAUCGCCAGGACAAUAG